Messenger RNA from Bemisia tabaci, 3493 nucleotides. RefSeq names its product MFS-type transporter SLC18B1. The record is from RefSeq and is a predicted model, not a curated record. Gene Ontology annotation, biological process: transmembrane transport. NCBI's taxonomy places the organism in Eukaryota, Metazoa, Arthropoda, Insecta, Hemiptera, Aleyrodidae. Gene Ontology annotation, molecular function: transmembrane transporter activity.
UCGGGUAAGAAGUGUUGGGCAGUCGAUCACCGGUACCCGAAGACUUCUCCACACGAAAAUCCCGUCUUUAAGGUGCGUCUUAGCCGUGCGUAAUUGCCGCGCGUCCUGUCUUCAACGCUCCGUCUGUGCUUUGAAAGUUAUCGGUUCCAUUACAUCAGAUCCCGAACUUUGUCCACGAUGAAAAGGCCCUAUUUUUAACUUGUUUACCGGUGCCCCGGCCGUUCUCCCAUUUUCCCGUUGUUCUUUUAAAUAUAUAUCGGACUCCGGUCCGGAGUUCCAUUCAUCCGUCUCGCGUCGAUCGAAGAGUUCCCAUCGAGAAAUUGUGCGAGUGUGUAUAACGUCUGAAGCUUCACGCUGCUAUUUGACAGUUUCACUGUGAAACGAUUUUAACUUGGAUCCAGAUGAGAUGGGCCAGGAUCAGAAGUUCACACCCCGCCAGUGGGUCACUCUCUUCGUUAUCAGUUGUGUCCAUUUCUUCAGUGCUAUCUGUAUAUCUUUACAAGCACCUUUUUAUCCUGGAGAGGCUGAAAAGAAGGGAGCUACAGCCUCCGAGUAUGGAUUAGUUUUUGGUGUUUUUGAAUUAGUAUCCUUCUUAUCAAGUCCACUGUAUGGAAAAUAUAUUCAUAUCUUUGGUGCAAGAUGUAUGUUGAGCUUAGGUAUUCUUAUUAUGUCCAUAUCUUCCAUAUUAUUUGGCCUCCUUGAUCUCGUCAUGAGCCAUAACUGGUUCAUUAGUCUAUCAUUUCUAGUUCGUAUAAUAGAAUCAUUGGGUGCAACAGCAGCUCUCAUUGCAGCAUUCUCUCUAACUGCAGCAUGUUUCCCAGACUCCGUUGCAACAACAUUUGCAACCCUAGAAGUUUUCUACGGUCUGGGCUAUAUUUUUGGACCAACCCUUGGCAGUCUUCUGUUUGACAUCGGUGGAUUUCAGUUGCCGUUUAUCAUGUUGGGAAUUGUGACCUCAGUUGUUGGAAUUACCAUCUACCUUGUGUUACCCACUUAUGUUGAGGAGGAUAAUAUGCGGUCUAACAAGAUUACCCUAUGGUCCAUGUUGAGAAUACCUGCCGUUUUUCUGGAUUCUGUCAGCAUAACAGCAGUUUCAAUCAGUAUUGGUUUUUAUGCUGCAACCCUUGAACCACACAUCCGAGAGUUCAACCUUGCACCUGUCCAUGUAGGAUUAAUUUUCAUAAUUAGUGGUGGCACUUACGCUGUUAUUGCUCCUCUUGUGGGUAGAAUUUGUGAUAAACUAAUUGAUCCAAAAAAAUGCAUCAUAGUUGGCUGUUUACUCAUUGUGAUUAGUUUCUCUCUUGUUGGACCAGCCCCGUAUCUUCAAGUGCCUAAAACAUUAACUUUCUGCAUCAUCGGUUUAGUUAUCCAUGGUUUUGGACUUGCUGCCAUAAUGGUACCUACAUUUGUUGACGCAAUCCGUUCAGCUGUGGAGGCAGGUUUUGCAGAUGACAUAACAACGUUCGGAGUACUCUCCGGGCUUUGGUCGUCUGCCUUUUCUCUCGGUGCUUUUGUCGGGCCUUCUGUGGCCGGAAUUUUGUAUGACCUUGUUGGUUUCAGCAAUGGAACCUUAUUUGUAAUCGCCAUUCAUUCGACUUUGUUUAUUGUUAUGAUUGCAUUUGUUUGGACACGUGACUCUCGACGACGGAAGUUUAUCAAACUCAAAUUGUACUAUGAUGAACCUUCCACCAGCUCGGAAGAAGAACUGACUUUAGAAAGUGAAUCCCUCAAUGCUAAGAAGUCAUCCUGUAUCAAUCUUGUUGCGCAAUGGAACCACGAAAAUAAGUGUGCUGUAUCUGCAAAUGGUAGUCUUAAGAAUAUGAAUGGCUACGGAUCGAUAAUAAAAGUUCAUAAUGGCAAUGUGUCAGUCAUGUAACCAGUGAUAGUGUGAAAUUUAAGUACAGUUCACUGUAAGGGCGCAACAUUUUUUGCGCAGGAAGUUGGUGACAUCACUUGUCAGUGCGUUCAUGCUGGUACCACUAAGACAAGUACGGAAUUGUCAAUGCAUUUUUCUUUCAGUUUUGAGUUGGCUUUGACGCCAAGGGAGUUUUUCUAAUAUCUUUCGUCAGGUUUUCAAAACUGAAAUUAUGACUCUCACACUGUCUGAAGCACAUGUAGAAAUAUGACUACUCGAUUGAUAGAAGAUGAAUCUGAAGAAGACAAGAUUCUGCCGCACAGUGAGAAAUGUCCGUUCGAUGCUGUGUAUGCCUAGCAAAGGUCAUUAUUUAUUUUGAAUGUAUAUUAACAAAUGUCUGAUAACAAGUGGUAUCACAGCUGGCUCUCUUACUCUUAACAGAGACCGUUUGUCCGUACUUUUACUUGUUUUGUGAGAAAUGGCUUAGUUUUUCAGAACUUUCUUUAGAUCUGAUCUCAAUGCUCAUGUUGGUUGGUUCUCCUAACUCUUUUCAAAGCAUCUCUUGCUCCCUCGAAUAUCUAAUCAAAAUCGUCCCAGAGUCCCACCUCUUGUUGUAAGAGCAAUCAGCCAGGACUAUCCCUCCAUUCACUUUUUCUGCAAACAUUGACAUAACGUAGACAUGACCUUUAUUCUACUCGCAGCUGUCUUCCUCGCUAGCUUUUGUGCGUAAUUUUAUUGUAGUAUUUGCAUUUCUGUUUGUAUCUCUUUUUUUAAAACAUUUAGGGAGCCCUAAUCAUGGCAUUGCUUUGUGAAAUAUUGAAAUCCUAUCAGUUACGUAUUGUAUUAUGCUAGUACAAAUCAAAUAUUUUGUAAAGUUAUGAACCAUUAGUAGAUGACGUCAUGAACAAUGAUCAGAUCAAAUUUUUCUCCUUUACUCUCAUACCUCCCUUCUUUUGAUUAUUUCUUUCCCUCUCUUCUUUAUCAUAGUCUGAUACCGCUUAUUGCUCUCACCAAAACUAGAUUAUUCAAUGCAUGAAAGAAUGAUAUGUAGUUAAUGCUCGUAUUUUUGUAAUUUAGUCAUUUACCUGUGUUUUUGUACAUUUUUUAGCUUGUUGAGUAUUGACACGUUUAGAUUUAAUAUUCCCGAAUCGCUUUGUAAGCAGCUGAGUGCCAACGUUCCCAUUCUCUUUUCAGCUCAAAACUGUGCAAAAAUUAGGAAUAUAUUUUUUGCAGACAUGAGAAAUUGAGAACUCUCAUGUAAUUGUUUUAUGACUUUAGUUUCUUAUUAUUUUUAAUGGAAUUUGUUCAGGAUGCUACAAAAUAAGUUUUUGUCUUUUUUGUCUCUUUGAAAAAUAACAUAUUACCUUAAAUAUUCAUGUGAAUUUUCAUUAUAAUGGAGAUUACUGCAACCUUUCAACCCUUCUUUCUUGAUUGAACUCAGUCGGAACAUGCUGAUCCUAUUUUCAUUCAUCAAGGUUCGCUAAUCGACAAAAAAAGUGGAGUCCAAACUUUCCUUGAAGCAUCCUGUGUAUGUCCGGUAUUCUUGUAAAUAUUUCAUUUUUUUUAUAUAUACUUGCCGUCUCAGAAAUAUGAUUGAGCUCAAGAUUAAAACUUCAUCACCACAUUUUAUCAACCAAA